Messenger RNA from Cherax quadricarinatus, 735 nucleotides. NCBI's taxonomy places the organism in Eukaryota, Metazoa, Arthropoda, Malacostraca, Decapoda, Parastacidae. The record is from RefSeq and is a predicted model, not a curated record.
AUGUCUGCUCAGCAGCAGCAGCAGCAGCAGCAGCAGCAGCAGCAGCAGCAGCAGCAGCAGCAGCAGCAGCAGCAGCACACCCAGCAGCAGCAGCAGCAGCAGCAGCAACAGCAGACAGCACAGCAAGCCAGCAGCAGCAGCGAGCACCAGCAGCAGCAGCAGCAGCAGCAGCAGCAGCACCAGCAGCACCAGCACCAGCAGCAGCAGCAGCAGCAGCAGCACCAGCAGCACCAGCAAGCAGCAGCAGCAGCAGCAGCAGCAGCCAGCAGCCAGCAGCAGCAGCAGCACAGACAGCAGCAAGCAGCACACAGCAGCAGCACACAGCAGCAGCAGCAGCAGCAGCAGCAGCAGCAGCAGCACCAGCCAGCAGCACCAGCAAGCACCAGCACCAGCAGCACAGCAGCACACGCAAGCAGCAGCAGCAGCACCAGCACCAGCAGCACAGCACAGCAGCAGCAGCACCAGCACCACAGCAGCAGCCAGCAGCCCAGCAGCAGCAGCAGCAGCAGCAGCAGCAGCAGCAGCACCAGCACCAGCAGCAGCAGCAGCAGCACCAGCAGCACACCAGCAGCAGCAGCAGGCAGCACCAGCACGCAGCAGCAGCAGCAGCAGCCAGCAGCACACAGCAGCACGCAGCACAGCAGCAGCACCAGCGCAGCACAGCACCAGCAGCAGCAGCAGCACCAGCACCAGCAGCCACAGCAGCACCAGCACCAGCAGCAGCAACAGCAGCAG